Molecule: messenger RNA, 1588 nt
Organism: Pezoporus flaviventris
Lineage: Eukaryota; Metazoa; Chordata; Aves; Psittaciformes; Psittacidae
Gene: TOP6BL
Product: TOP6B like initiator of meiotic double strand breaks
Exons: 11
Coding region: 51-1424 (457 amino acids)
Biological process (GO): meiotic DNA double-strand break formation
Source: RefSeq, a predicted model, not a curated record
UCUUCCUCCACGCCGCCAGGGGGCGCUCGCGGGAGUGGGGGGGGCACAACAUGGCGGAGCAGGCCUUGUGCUCGGUUCUGGAGCGGCUCCUCCUGGUCCUGGCCCCCCCCAGCAGCGUGGAGCAGAAGGGGGGGUCCCUGCUGGUGGCCCUGGCAGCCGAGGGGGACACGGCCCAGUCCGGCUGCACCAUCACCGUGGCGGCUGCUGGGGACCUGACCCGUGGCAUCGACACCGAAGCCCUUUUGGGAGGCACUCUGGGGGUGUUGGUGCUGCCGGAGGUGCCCCAUGUCCCUGCUCCGUGCUGCGGCCGCAUCCUGCACCAGGCCCGCCUGCGCUUGGCCUUUCAGGUGGAGUUUCACUUGUGUGUCAGCAUGAAUGGAGCCGUGGCCUCGCACAGCUAUGGGAGGGAGAGCGCCUGGACAAUGGAGGGAGUGAGGCUGCGGGUCCAGAGCUGGCACUUCGCGCUCUCCAGGCCGGCAGCCCCUGGGGGUGCCCCCCCCUGCAGCAGGAUCCACCCCACACUGGGACCCCCCAUCUGCCUGCGGGUGCCCCCCCCUGCGGUGGCCGCAGGGCUCGGGGGGGAGCUGAGCUUGGUCCCUGCAGCCGCCUUGUGCCCCUGCCUGCGCCGGGCCCCCAACCGGCCCUCCCGCCUCGACACCAUCGCCAUAUCCCGGUGUUCCCGGUGGGAUCUGGGAGGGAACUGGGGCGUGAGGCGGGGGGGGGGGGGGCACACAUGGGGCCAGGCUGUUGUCCUUGACCGUGGCCACUUGUUCCUGUAUGACCCUGCGGGGCUCCCGGCCGCGGCGCCCCGGUUCUUCCAGGAUCCCUCUUGGAUGGCGGAUUGGGAGCAAUUCGGCUUCACCGCGGCCCCCCAUGCCCAGAGAGAGGGGCAAGAAGAGUUGGUGACCCCCGAUGCCACCUACACAGUGCAGCAGGGAGCGGGUGGCCCCGAUGGGGACCAGCACCCCCAGAGCCUCCUGCUCUUCCUCUUCCUCCAGCACGAGGACCCCUUCCAGGCGUACGAUGCCAGCACCCGCCUGGUGCUGCUGCAGCACCUGGAGCAGACGCUGUGGAGCAGCCGCUCGGCGCUGGCCCGCGGGCUCCGGACCCUCGUCCACCCCAUACUGGGGGAGCUGCGUCGGCGGCACGAGGCCCAGCAGCGCCUGGCACGGUCCCUUUGUGUCGCGCUGGACGCGGUGACGGCCGUGGUGACCGGGAGCACCAGCACCCGGUUCCGUCGGGGCUGCCUGCGCUCCAUGCAGGUCGAGGACACCCCGGCUUUGGUGGUGGCCGCUCGGCAGAGCUUGGCUGAGGUCACCCACAGGCGGCUGCUGCCCAUCGGCUCCUGCGAGACCCCCAAGGACCCCCAGGGGGGUGAGGGACACGCCGGGGUGGGGGUCCACAGCCACCCCCCAGCCCCAUAGAACCCCCCUUUGACCCCUCCCAGGAUCCCCACUGGAGCAUCCCCGUGUGCGGAGCGGGCAAAUGGAGGAGGAGGAAGAGGAGGAGGAUGAGGAGGGUUCCCAGAGCAGCCAGGGGCAGGUGGGUGUCACUGGGGGGGGCCCCCCUUUUACUCCCCCAUUAAACC